AUGGCAACUGUUGAGAACAACAAAUCCACAUUUGACACGAGACACAGUGAACUUGGUGGUCAUGAUGCCCUUCGAUACGGUACACGUUCCAUCAAGUCCGAAGUCAUGCCCGGACAUCCUCUUCAGCAACGAUUGGAAAAUUGGCAAGAAUCACAGUGGGAACUCAAGUUAAAUAUGGCACGACAAGUACACGGCAUGCAUGCACCUAUGCGAAUGAUGAUGGAACGAGAUAUCGUUAGUCAGCGCCAGCGCAUGCCCGUCUUACCAUCAUCCAACGUUCACUUGGAUGUUCUUAUGGGCAAAGACGAGACCAUUGAAUUUGAAGACUUCUUGAACGAUCCUUCAAUGUCGACGGGUACGAUGGAUGUUCAUGCUGCUAUGGAGCACAAGCUCAAUCUUAAAGUUUAA
Messenger RNA from Zychaea mexicana, 408 nucleotides. Its product is annotated as proteasome maturation factor UMP1. The transcript is spliced from 5 exons. The coding region runs from base 1 to 408 and encodes 135 amino acids. Gene Ontology annotation, biological process: proteasome assembly. NCBI's taxonomy places the organism in Eukaryota, Fungi, Mucoromycota, Mucoromycetes, Mucorales, Lichtheimiaceae. Gene Ontology annotation, cellular component: nucleus; cytoplasm. The record is from RefSeq and is a predicted model, not a curated record.